Molecule: messenger RNA, 783 nt
Organism: Pomacea canaliculata
Lineage: Eukaryota; Metazoa; Mollusca; Gastropoda; Architaenioglossa; Ampullariidae
Exons: 4
Coding region: 36-647 (203 amino acids)
Source: RefSeq, a predicted model, not a curated record
AAAGAAGAAGGUACACCUGCAAAAAGAAAAGACUAAUGGGAAACUGGCUUGUUUGCUUUGAUGAUAACCUUGUUCCUCAGAACAACUGUUUGGUGUACUCAUUUGGCAUUGACUAUGACUUUAGAUUUGCCGACGCCAUGGCAGCCAUAGGAUGCACUGUCUACUCCUUUGAUCCCAGCAUGCUGGACACUGCUGACCACAAGCGUGGGGACCGUGUUUUCUUCAAGAGAAUUGGCAUCAGCGAUAAUGACGACGACUAUUUUGUACCCAGUGUCGAUGAGUAUGAUGAACAGCGCCCGGCGGUCAACGGUUGGCCGAAGAGACGUCUGCAGACAAUCCUUGACCUCCUGGGUCACAGAAAGGAGCAGCUGACCGUGCUUAGGAUGGACAUUGAAGGCUAUGAGUGGGACGUCACUCGUGAUCUUCUUGACUCGGGGAUCUUGUCGUCCGUCCCGCAGUUUCUGGUGGAGUGGCACCUGUUUACGGACUUUCCGCCUCGAGAACGAGUCCCUGAUGCCGUUGAAACGUACUUCCGGCUGAAUGACAUGGGCUUCCAGUCAUUCCACAUCGUCAGCCUCUACCGCGGAUCACCGACCUCCUUGAUAAUGCAGGCAGAAGUUGCCUACCUUAACACGAAACGAAUCUGACCUGUCCCUCUAUUUUGUUUGCUUUUAUUUAGCUCAAUCAACUCAGAUUUAAACUCUUACUAUGUCCUUUUAAAUUGCAACAAGCGUUAUAAUAAUAUCAAACUCUAUUAUUAGUAGUUCUACCUUCCCUCACACU